UCCUGGGUCCCAGAGACAGAAUCCUCCUGCUAUCCAGUUUUCCUAUAAAAUUUCAGUAUAUUGUUGAAGAGAAGCCAGAGGUCUCUCAGUUGCUUCUGAAGCCAUCUCUCCCCAAUUCUAGGCAGCCUGAGGUCAAAGAUUAGAUCAGGGCUGAAGCAUCUCAGAUGUGGAACUAAUAUCACAAGUUUUUUAAGCCAGUCUUUACUUGGACAUGACUUUGAUCUGGAAAAGUUUGGAAAUUGCUCAACUUGCAACUUCUCUUUGCAACUCUUUCCUCUUUAGUUUGGGCUCGGUAUUGGGAGUAAAUUUCUUUUUGAGAAACAUCCCAGCUCUUCUUUGUGCCCAGUAGAACCCAUUAGUCCCCAGUCUUCCUUUACAUUGCCCUCAAACUCCAGCACAGAUGGUACAGCAGGAAGGAUGAGAAGAAUGAGAAGCAUUAAUAUUCACAGGCUAUUCCCCAGUAAGUGCUUUCUUCACCACAUUAGGCCAUUAAGUGACCUCAUUAUCCUCAUUUUACAGUUGAGAAAACUGAAGCAGACAGUUUAAGUGGCUUGGCCAGGAGCACACAGCUGGUGUCUGAGCCCAGAUUGAAAUCCUGGCCUUGCUGACCCAGACACAGGGCCCUUGGCACUGCACUCCCAGCUGUCUCUAAUUCUGGGUAAUGGAAACUCCACAGUGAGUCCCUCCUUCCAUGAAGAAGGGGCACCAAGACUGAGUUUUCUGGUUCCGAAUCAGCUCCCUGACCUUCCCCAGUUCUCCCCAAAGCUCCCUAAAGUAAAUGCUAUGGAGUCCUCCUUAGGAGAUCUGGGAACCACCCCCUGCUCUCACUUGCAUGCUCCCAUCAAUGGCAGGAACAACAGACUGGCCAAGAAUCAGAAUUAGGACUAACUAAGGUUCCUUGAAUUUAGCAGCAGGAGAAUCUCACCCACAGUGGCUGAGACUCCCUGAAUGAAAAAAAAAAGUUUUUAUAGGUUUUAAUGAGGAGGCAGAGGUAGGGGGCAGGGCAAAAACUGAUUCAUCAGGGUCCCCUUUGUUAGGGCUCAUGGCUGACCUGGAACAAUGACCUUUUCCCAAUUUGAGGUGAGGCAUUUCUGCCAGAAUGGAGCACAAAAGAAUGGGGCAAGGAAGUAUGGCAGUUUCUCAGAACAGGAUAAUGCUGCACAUCCUAGUUUGGAUUCUUCUAUUACAAACACAAAUAGGAAGAUACAGCCAGAUAUAUAUGAACAUAAUGGAGAGCUUCUCAAAAUGGAGCAGCUUUGUAUGCAUACUUUCCUUGCUACAGAGAACUAAAUUACAAGUGUGUUUCCAGCCUCACCCUUGGUUCUCCAUUCGCAGGGCUGCCAACUCCCAGAAAAGAUGUGUUCUCUCAUCUUGAACAAAGGGAAGCACUGCUGAUGCUGGAGGAAGAAGUCCUGAGAAGGAGUUGUUCAGAAGGAGAAAUUAGACCUGAAAUGAAGGAGGCUCCUGCAAAACUAAGCAUUUCUUUGGAAGGAACUCACAAGCAAAGCUUCAUAAGUGAUGGCCCCCAUGACUUCACUAGGAGACAAAUACGUGUUGUGCUUCACAGAAUUCACAUAGGAGAAAAACCUUAUGAUUAUUAUCACUGUGGAAAAGACUUGAGUCAACAAUUAUCCCUUAUUAAUCAUCAAAAAAUUCACAUUGAAAAGAAAGCACAUGAAUGUCACAAAUGUGGAAAUACUUUCAUACAGAAGACCAGUCUUGCUGAACAUCAGAGAAUUCACACCAAGAAGAAAAAUGAAUGUGAUCCGUAUGAAAAGGUUUUUAGACAAGAAUGCCAUUUUACUAUACAUCAGAGAAUCCACACUGGAGAAAAACCUUGUGAACAUCAUGAAUGUGGAAAGACUUUCAGAUGCAAAUCCAAACUUGCUCUACAUCAGAGAAUCCACGCUAUAGAGAAGCAUUAUCAGCGUCAUCAAUGUGGAAAGACUUUCUCACAGAGUUCAAAUCUUUCUAAACAUCAGACAAUCCAUAAUGAAAACAAACAUUAUAACUGUGAUCAAUGUGACAAGGCUGUUACACAAAGCUCCAAUCUUGCUGAACACCAGAGAAUCCACACUGGAGUGAAACUUUAUCAAUGUAAUCAGCGUGGAAAGAUUUUUAGACACAGAUGCCAUCUUGCUCUACAUCAAAGAAUUCAUACUGGGAAGAAACCUUUUGAAUGUAAUGAAUGUGGAAAGAUUUUCACACAGCAUUCCAGUCUUGUGGAACAUAAACGAAUCCACACCAAGGAGAAACCUUAUGAAUGUAAUCACUGUAGAAAGACUUUCACUCAGGAAUGCCGUCUUAGUCUACAUCAGAGAAUUCACACUGGAGAGAAACCUUGUGAAUGUAACCAUUGUGGAAAGGCUUUCAGAUGCAAAUCCAAACUUGGUCUACACCAAAGAGUCCACACUGGAGAGAAGCAUUAUCAGUGUAAUCAAUGUGGAAAGGGGUAUAAAAGUAGCUCAGGUUUAGCUACACAUCAGAGAAUCCACACUGGAGAGAAACCUUAUGAGUGUAAUCAAUGUGGAAACACUUUCAGAUGUAGCUCCAGUCUUGCUGUACAUCAGAGAAGUCACACUGGAGAGAAACCAUAUGAAUGUGUUCAGUGUGGAAAGAAUUUCCGACAAUACAACAAAUUUGCUGACCAUCAGAGAAUCCAUACUGGAGAGAAACCUUAUCAAUGUCAUCAAUGUGAAAAGACUUUUAGAAGAAGCUCGGGUCUUGCUAAACAUCAGAGAAUCCACACCGGAGAGAAACCUUAUCAAUGUCAAAAAUGUGGAAAAACUUUCUCACAGAAAUCUAAUCUUGCUUUUCAUGAAAGAAUCCACAAUGGAAAGAAACCACAUAAAUGUGGUCAGUGUGGAAAGAAUUUCAGACACAACUCCAGUCUUGUUGAGCAUCAGAGAAUCCACACUGGAGAGAAACCUUUUGAAUGUGGUUCAUGUGGAAAAUAUUUCCGACAAUACAACAAAUUUUCUGCACACCAGAAAAUUCAUACUGGAGAAAAAUCGUAUAAAUGUAAUCAGUGUGGAAAAAAUUUCCAACAGUGUAACAAAUUUAUUGAACACCAGAAAAUCCACAAUGCAGAGAAACCUUAUGAAUGUAAACAGUGUGGGAAGGCUUUUACACAGAAGUACAGUCUUAGUAACCAUCAGAAAAUCCACAUUGGAGAGAAACCUUAUGAAUGUAAUCAGUGUGGAAAGGGAUUCAUAUGUUGCUUCCAUCUUACUCUUCAUCAGAGAAUCCACACUGGAGAGAGACCUUAUGAAUGUGUAGUUUGUGGUAAAGCUUUUUAUGUACGCUCUUCCCUUACUAAACAUCAGAGAACCCAUACUAGAGGACAAAUUUCCUUAAUAUAAUCAAUAUAGAAAAUCAUUCAGGCUAAAGUCAUCCUUUAUUCCCUGUCAGAGAAUAUCCUUGUAAUGAAUGAGGAAUGUUAUAGAAAUGGAGCACAGAGCUCUAUUAGUUAUCAGAAAAUUCAUCUUGGGAAUAAACCCUAUAUAUGGAUCCAAUGGCCUUCAGGUAAAGAUCAUCUCUUUCCUUUAUAUCAAAGAUUCAUAGUGAAGAGAAGAUUUACUAAUGUGCUCAAUGAGGACCUACCUUUCCCUGGCAGAGGGAGAUCAGUGGACCUCCCAAUAUUCACCUUGGAAUAAAGCCAUAAAAGCUAAAUUUAUGGGAAGGCUUUCACCUGGAGGUCCUAUUUGUGUGCAUAUUGAAAAAAUCUUGUGGGACAUAAAAUUUGUGAAUCCAAUUAUUGAAGUAAGGUAUCUUCCUGCAGCACAGACAUCACAAAUUUCAUACUAUGCAGAAAACCCUAAAACUGGAUUAAACAUUUCUCUGACAUC
This is a messenger RNA of Antechinus flavipes (yellow-footed antechinus), 3848 nucleotides long. RefSeq names its product zinc finger protein 883-like. The transcript has 2 exons. Gene Ontology annotation, biological process: negative regulation of transcription by RNA polymerase II; regulation of immune system process; regulation of cytokine production. The record is from RefSeq and is a predicted model, not a curated record. Bases 1395 to 3362 code for a protein of 655 amino acids. NCBI's taxonomy places the organism in Eukaryota, Metazoa, Chordata, Mammalia, Dasyuromorphia, Dasyuridae.